AUGACCGCCAAUCCGUUCUCUCCCACGACGCAAAAUGACUACUAUGUCUCCACAUUCUCGGCAUUAUCCGACGCAACAUGCCUGCUGUCUGAUGCCAUCGCAACAGAAUCCAUCAACUACUCGCCCAAACACCGCAAGAGUCAGUCCACGCCGUCACGAAAGAUCAACAUGAAGAACUUGUCGUUGAAUCUCGCACCAGAAGUUGCUGGUGUGCAAAUUUCACCGAGAGCUGAAAAGUCGAAUCUGCAAAAAUCAGAAGCCAAUCCUCCAGCCAGAAGACAGACCUUGACCCUUUCUAUUCCAUCGCUGCCGCUCCAAACGAGUCCAAAACGUAACAACGCUCCGUCACUACUACGAAGCAAUACAGAUAUUGUGGUAGGACAAACCAAAACCUCCCUCGCCAGUGCAUUGAGCUCGCCAUUUUCUGCUCAAGUCGACUCCCUUUCUUCCCAAAUCAACGAUGUCAACAUAAGCGAAGAACAAAACAUCGAUGUUCGUCUCCUACUAUCCCGGUCAGGAGAAACCGUCUCUUCUAUCCAACACCAGUUUCCAGAGGAAUUGCAAGAACUGAACCUGUUGGACGCAUAUACAAGUGGUCCUGCCAAUGUGCUCAACAAUUGCAUUUUCCUCUAUUCGGACCCCGUCAAUAGUCCUCGCCAAAUUGACAUUAAUGAUUAUGAUCUCGUGAUAAAUGUGGCCAGAGAGUGUGCCGAUAUGUCUCUGGAACAUCUCCCACAUCCAGGAAAAAGGUACAUGUAUGUGCCGUGGUCGCACACUUCGGCCAUACUGAAAGAACUCCCCACAAUAAUCAACGCUAUUAGCGACUUUGAUGACAGCGAUAAACCUCUGCUGCAACCGAAAAGAAAGAUACUAGUUCAUUGCCAGUGUGGAGUGUCAAGAUCUGCCUGCGUUAUUGUGGCCUACUUCAUGUUCAAGUUUGGUAUCAGUGUGAACCAAGCAUACGACCUCCUCAAGCUGGGCUCAGCUCCUCAAACCCCAAGCAAAUCUGGACUCAUGUCUCCAUUCGUGGCUGCUAAAUCUUAUAAAUCGGUACCUUCCGCUUACACCAUAGACGCAUGUUCUCUCAUAUGCCCCAACAUGCGACUAAUUUUUGAACUAAUGGAGUUUGGAGACUCUCUAAGCUAA
Meyerozyma guilliermondii ATCC 6260 is the source of this 1146-nucleotide messenger RNA. RefSeq names its product tyrosine/serine/threonine protein phosphatase (gene CPP1). The transcript has a single exon. Gene Ontology annotation, cellular component: cytoplasm; nucleus; cytosol. Bases 1 to 1146 code for a protein of 381 amino acids. The record is from RefSeq and is a predicted model, not a curated record. Gene Ontology annotation, biological process: negative regulation of MAPK cascade; protein dephosphorylation. NCBI's taxonomy places the organism in Eukaryota, Fungi, Ascomycota, Pichiomycetes, Serinales, Debaryomycetaceae. Gene Ontology annotation, molecular function: protein tyrosine/threonine phosphatase activity; MAP kinase tyrosine/serine/threonine phosphatase activity.